This is a messenger RNA of Cladophialophora psammophila CBS 110553, 750 nucleotides long. RefSeq lists its product as uncharacterized. The coding region runs from base 1 to 750 and encodes 249 amino acids. NCBI's taxonomy places the organism in Eukaryota, Fungi, Ascomycota, Eurotiomycetes, Chaetothyriales, Herpotrichiellaceae. Gene Ontology annotation, cellular component: mitochondrial crista junction; MICOS complex. The record is from RefSeq and is a predicted model, not a curated record. The transcript is spliced from 3 exons. Gene Ontology annotation, biological process: cristae formation.
AUGGCGCGAUUAAGGCUUCUGCGAGCUUCGAAACAGGCAGCAGUAUUCGCUCUGGGAGCAACUGCUGCAACUCAAGUCCGUUCAUUUCCGUCACCAUUCCGCACAGUUUAUGCAGAAGCUCCCUCAAAAGAUGAGCUCCCUGACAAGAAACCCAUGUACUCCGACAAUCCAGUCGCACCAACCACUCCGGAGCCCUCCCCUACUUCGCCGGUCUCCAAGCCAAACCCACACUCACCUACACCCACCGACCGACUCACAGAGCAGGUGAAGAAAGCGCGCUUGUUUUUGUAUGACCGAUCUCUCUCCGCCGAAACAUCCUUCAACAAAUUCCUAUCAUGGGCAUUCCGCAAGGAAACAGACUUCAGCAACACGAUUGCUUCCUUGGCCCCAGCUCCCGAGACCGGAGAACAACUCCUGCCCGGAGCUAUCUACGUGUUAGUGGCGACACUUACAGGCUCUAUAGUAGCUCGAAACCGCGGAAUGUUCUUGCGAACAACUUUCCCGCUUGCGGUGGGCAUUGCGGCGGGUUGGUAUCUCAUUCCGGUGACGAUGCGGAAUACCUCGGACCUGAUCUGGGAGUACGAGAAAAAGGUGCCCGUGGUCCGUGAAACUCAUUCCCAAAUCAGUGGAUUUGUAAAAGAAGCAUGGAAGCAGACGAGGCAGCACACGAAAUUUGCGACGGACUGGGCGGAUGAGAAGGCGGCUGAGGCGAGGAAAACCGUCGAGGAUUUGGUUUCGAAGGGUAAAUAG